AUGAGUCAAUUAGUUUGCUCUUCUUGUUUACUUAAUUUCCCAGAAGAACCAGCCUAUAAGGAGCAUUACAAAACAGAUUUCCAUAGAUAUAACAUUGCUAGAAAAAUGAUUAACCUCGCUCCAGUCUCAUUUGAAGCUUAUAAGGAAAAAUUUGACAAAAUAUCAGAGUAAAAGAUCAUAACCCCAAUUCAAUCUUAAACAUUUAAAUGUUGCAAUAAAGAGUUUAAGUCAAGUAAAACUUAUUAAGCUCAUCUUGUUUCAAAAAGCCAUUAAUAAAAUUAAUUAAAAUCUCCUAUCACAACAAAUAGAAGUUAAACAGGAGAUUCCUUAUUGAAUAGUAAUGUAUGCUUAUUUUGUGAUGAAUUAUGCGAUACUCUUGAAGAUUGCUUAAAACAUAUGAGCAAUCAUGGAUUUUUCAUUCGUGAAUAAAAAUGCUGCAUAAAUAUUGAAGGAUUGCUAAAGGCCUUAUCAGAACAAAUUAAUAAGAAUAAUACUUGUUUACAUUGUUUCUAAACAUUCAAAAACAGCCACGCCACAAAAGAUCAUAUGCUAGACAAGGGACAUUGUUUUAUGCCUCAAUAAGAAUAUAAAGUUUUAUCAAAAUAUUACAAUUUCGAAGAAAAGCUAUUAGGAAUAUUGGCAGAGCAAAAGGAAUAACAACUAUAAAUUGAAGCCAAAAAACAAUAAUUGCAAUUGAAAUAAGAAUAAAAAGAAGAUUAACAGGAUAAGAAAGUUGAAAACUAAGUUGAAGAAGAAGGAGAUUGGGAAGAUGAUGAAGAUUUAGAUUUAGAUUCUGAUGAAGAGGAAGAGGACUUGAAAUUAAAAUAGAAAUAAACUGAUGAUUUAUAAACUGAUGAAUAACUCAGAUAGAAGAGAUUAAAAUAAUUAUUAAAAUAGAUUAGUAAACAUAAGGCUACAUUGACAAAGACUGGAGAAUUGUUGUUACCAGAUGGAAAAUUAUUGGGACAUAGAGAUUAUAGAAAAUAUUAUAAGUAGAAUCACAUUCCAUUCAAAGUUGCAGAACCUGAAAAAGUGGAGCAAUUGGAUGUUGCUGAUGAAAAUCAAUUAGCUUUGCUAAGUAAUGAUCUUAUAGUUGGCCAUUUGAGACAUUUUUAUUAUUAAAAGACAAGAACAUUAGCACACGGACAAACAAAGAUUGGUUAAAGAAACAACUUAAUUUAAAUGAGAUGGUUAAGAAAGUCUUGUUGA
Paramecium tetraurelia is the source of this 1209-nucleotide messenger RNA. RefSeq lists its product as uncharacterized. Gene Ontology annotation, molecular function: nucleic acid binding; zinc ion binding. Gene Ontology annotation, biological process: ribosomal large subunit biogenesis. The record is from RefSeq and is a predicted model, not a curated record. Lineage: Eukaryota; Ciliophora; Oligohymenophorea; Peniculida; Parameciidae. The transcript is spliced from 4 exons. Gene Ontology annotation, cellular component: preribosome, large subunit precursor.